Molecule: messenger RNA, 995 nt
Organism: Drosophila nasuta
Lineage: Eukaryota; Metazoa; Arthropoda; Insecta; Diptera; Drosophilidae
Gene: Atg10
Product: Autophagy-related 10
Exons: 4
Coding region: 17-604 (195 amino acids)
Biological process (GO): autophagy of mitochondrion; protein lipidation; protein modification by small protein conjugation
Cellular component (GO): cytosol
Molecular function (GO): Atg12 conjugating enzyme activity
Source: RefSeq, a predicted model, not a curated record
CUAUGAGUGUGUUUGAAUGGCAAUAGUGAAUUUAUUGGUAUUCAACCAUUUUUGGAUUGGCAUUUGCACUAGUGCGAAUGGCAAAAUAAUAAGCAUGACAACGCUAACUUGGCCAGACUUUCUUUAUCAGGCCAAGCAGCUGCUGGAAAUAUCAAACCAAUUAAAUGAUAGCUGGAUAUUGUGUGAAAUAGAUGAGCAGGAGCCCAACAGCUAUCUGAAGUAUACGCAGAAGAUUAAAGGCAAAGCCAGCGAGGAUCUCAUAAGUGUAGAGUACCACAUAGUCUAUAGCAUCUCUUAUCAGGUGCCUGUGCUCUACUUUCAAGCGCACAGAUCAGACGGCAGUCUCUUGGACUUGGAGGCGACAUGGAAAACCUUUUUACCGGAGACAUCGCGUAGUGAACUCUAUCAAAUGCUGACACAAAUGGAGCAUCCGGUUUUGUUUCGUCCUUUCAUGGCAUUUCAUCCUUGUCGCACCACUGAAGUCUUGGCACAAUUUGGCAAACCCAGUGAAAAUGUAUUAAUUACUUUUAUAAGUUUAUAUGGGCCGUAUGUGCAAUUAAAUUUAGCAAACGCUUACGGUUUGCAUUCUCAAAUAAAUAAAUAAAUAUAGAUAUUGUAGUAUGCACAUAUAUUGAAUACCCACUGUACUUAAAGGGUGCGCACUGUAACACUUUGUUGCAGUGUUUACAUAAUCCAAAUGAACCGAUCGUUGUGGCUUAGCCCGCACGCAGAAUGUGCUAGUGUCAGCAUAAUUGCAACAAACGGUCAGCAUAUGCAUACCCCUCGCGCCUCCACUUGAGAGUGCAUAACAAUGUAUAUUAUUAUAUCCAUAUAUACAUAAGUACAUAGCCGUCUCUCUGCCGCCGCCUGCGAGCAGCGCAGCUACGAGACUUAGCCUUACUUAGACUUAAGAAAUAUUGUAAAAGACAGAUACGUUUUGAUCGUUGGAGCGGCACCUCAGCUGCUCCUCCAAUUCUAAUAAAGACCUUUAACUC